Molecule: messenger RNA, 2325 nt
Organism: Colletotrichum truncatum
Lineage: Eukaryota; Fungi; Ascomycota; Sordariomycetes; Glomerellales; Glomerellaceae
Product: vacuolar transporter chaperone domain-containing protein
Cellular component (GO): vacuolar transporter chaperone complex; fungal-type vacuole membrane
Source: RefSeq, a predicted model, not a curated record
AUGCGAUUCGGAAAGACGCUUCGGCAAGCGGUCUACGCGCCGUGGAAGGACAAGUAUAUCGACUACGCGAAGCUCAAGUCACUGCUGCGGGAGGACAAGUACGAUGAUGAAGACGUCGCGUGGACCGAGGAGGACGAGAGCCGUUUCUGUGACGAGAUUUUCAACACACAACUCGAGAAGGUCGCCCAGUUUCAGGAGGAGACGUUCAACGUCUUGAAGGACCGCGUCGACGCCGCUUUCGAGAAGCUCAAGGAUCUGGCGCCGCCGUCCAGCAACGAGCAGGAGCAGGAUGGAUCGCAGAACUUCAAGAAGGCCGACGCCGCGACGGCGCAGAAGCUGCGGGAGAUUGAGGCGGAGCUCGACAAGAUCACGACCGAGAUAUCGGAGCUGAAGAAGUACAGCAACAUCAACUAUACCGGUUUCCUCAAGAUCGUCAAGAAGCACGACCGCAAGCGCGGCGACCGCUACAAGGUGCGCCCCAUGAUGCAGCUGAGCUUGUCACGGAGGCCUUUCAACUCGGAGCAGGGCUACUCCCCGCUCCUCAACAAGCUGUCCAUCAUGUACUAUGCCAUCCGCCAGCAGCUUGACGAGGGCGGUGUCGACCAGCAGCCCUUGGACCUCGAGAGCCAAGGCGAGACGCACAACGGCGAGAGGUAUACGGCGCACAAGUUCUGGGUGCACUCGGACAACCUGCUGGAAGUUAAGACCUACAUCAUGAGACGGCUUCCCGCUCUUGUUUACAGCGAACAGUCGGCCAAGGAGCUCGACGGUACCAACGACCCCACCAUCACCUCGCUGUACUUUGACAGCCCAAAGUUCGACCUGUACGGAAAGAAGGUGGAGCGCAAGUCCGAGGCCUCUUCGCUGCGUGUGCGGUGGUAUGGGCAGCUGAGCUCGAAGCCUGACUUGUUCAUCGAGCAAAAGACUGUCGGCGAGAACGGUUCCAGCGAGGAGCGCAAGUUCACCAUCAAGGACAAGUACAUCAAGCCGUUCAUUGACGGCACGUACAAGAUGGAGAAGACGGUGGAGAAGAUGGAGCGCCAGGGGCGGCCGGCGGGGGAGAUUGAGAGCUUCAAGGACACCGUUCAAGCCCUCCAGGGUUUCGUCCAGGAGAACAAGCUGGAGCCCGUGUUACGUGCCAACUACGUCCGCACCGCCUUCCAGAAGCCUGCCGACGACCGCGUGCGUAUAUCCAUCGACACCGAGGUCGCCUUCAUCCGCGAGGACACCCUGGACCGUGACAGGCCGUGCCGCGACCCGGCCGAGUGGCACCGUGUCGACAUUGACGACAGAAACCUGACCUACCCGUUCAAGGACAUCAACCAGAGCGAGGUCUCCCGUUUCCCGUACGGCAUCCUGGAGAUCAAGCUCAAGGAGGACCCCCACCGUAAGCGGCCCGCGUGGGUUUCGGAUCUGAUGGCCUCUCACCUGGUGCACCCCGCGCCGCGCUUCUCCAAGUUCGUCCACGGUGUCGCCUCGCUCUUUGAGGACUACGUCAACAGCCUGCCUUUCUGGCUCAGCGACCUCGAGUCCGACAUCCGCAAGGACCCCCAGAAGGCUUUUGAGGCCGAGGAGCAGCGCCGGGCACAGCGCGCUGAGGAUGAGCAGGCCGUCGGCAGCUUCUUGGGCAACAAAGUCAGCUCUUACAAGGUAUCCAAGAGCUCACCAGCGGGAACUUCGUACCUGGCCAACAGAAUGGCCGCGGAGGCGAGCGCCCGCUCCAGACAGGCUGGCAACGCCGAAGGCCAAGAGGCCAACGGUCAGCAGAACGGCGAGAGCCAGCAGAGGAGUUACGGCACGCUGUCAUCUGUGUUGCCUGGUUUCUCACUGUCCAAGUACUCCAAGGCCAAGCGGGCGCAGCGGAACCAGCAGCAGCUGCCGGAAGGUGUUGUUGAGCCGACCGAGUGGCUCAAGAACUCGGGCGAGCUCAAGAUCGAGCCCAAGGUGUGGCUGGCUAACGAGCGUACGUUCCUCAAGUGGCAGCACAUCUGCAUCCUUCUUGGCGCCCUGGCGGUAUCCUUGUACACUGCCGCAGGAGAGAAUGAGCUCGCCGAGAUCAUGGGUAUCGUCUAUAUCUUGAUUGCCGUCUUUGCCGGCCUGUGGGGAUACGGCAUGAUGCACGUGCGCAGGAAGAUGAUUAUGAGCCGCAGCGGCAAGGACUUUGACAACCUCGUUGGACCGCUGAUUAUCAGCGUUGCGAUGAUGGUUGCCCUGAUUUUGAACUUUGUAUUUGCCUACCGCGCUGCAAUCGGCAAACUGGACGCCGAGAAGGUCCUAGGCGGUGCUAAUGUCACGGGCGAGCCUGUCCGGCAGGAACUCAUUUGA